Molecule: messenger RNA, 708 nt
Organism: Trichomonas vaginalis G3
Lineage: Eukaryota; Parabasalia; Trichomonadida; Trichomonadidae
Product: sulfuric ester hydrolase protein
Exons: 1
Coding region: 1-708 (235 amino acids)
Molecular function (GO): sulfuric ester hydrolase activity
Source: RefSeq, a predicted model, not a curated record
AUGUAUGAUCCAAAAGAUGUUGUUUUCGACGAAUCUUUUUAUCAUCCACUUGAUGGCAAACCAGGACACUACAAAACAAUAUCUCAGAUGUGGGGCUUAUGGAACGCCAGCCAAGAAAACGGGUCCAGGAUUGUUACUUCUUAUUGGGGUUAUAUCACUUUAAUUGAUGAAGCAAUCGGCGAGUUAUUUGAUUACCUAAAGGAAAAGAAUCUCUAUGACAAUGUCACUAUUGUUUUUACAGCAGAUCAUGGAGAUGCAAUGGGAGCUCAUCGAAUGAUCGAAAAAGGCGAGUUUAUGUUUGAAAAUACAUAUAACAUUCCAAUGAUUAUCAAGGAUCCAGAGUCGAAUCGUAAAGGAGUAGAAGAUGACAGCUUAGUUUACCUUCACGAUUUAACUUCGACAGUUUAUGACUUCGCUGGUCAGCCAAUUCCAGAACACUUCGAAGGAACAUCGCUACUUCCUAUUGUUAGGUAUGGAAUUCCUGGAAAUAGAACUGGAGUUCUCGGUCAAAUGACAGGACACUUCGUUUACUUCGAACAGAGAAUGUGGAGGAAGAAAGACUUCAAACUGGUAUUCAAUGCAAGUGAUAUUGGAGAGCUUUAUGAUAUCAAAAAUGAUCCACACGAAAUGGUGAAUUUAUUCGAUAAUCCCAAUUAUAAAGAUAUUAAGAAUCAGAUGCUUAAGGGUGCACACGAGAGGAUCAUGUAA